Messenger RNA from Pyrus x bretschneideri (Chinese white pear), 2277 nucleotides. Its product is annotated as serine protease SPPA, chloroplastic. Bases 53 to 2089 code for a protein of 678 amino acids. Gene Ontology annotation, cellular component: membrane. The record is from RefSeq and is a predicted model, not a curated record. The transcript is spliced from 13 exons. Lineage: Eukaryota; Viridiplantae; Streptophyta; Magnoliopsida; Rosales; Rosaceae. Gene Ontology annotation, molecular function: peptidase activity.
UCUUCCUUCUUCUCAUCGGUCCUCCUCACAGUUACAGUGAGCUGAGAGAGGAAUGUCGAAGCUCAUUCUUCUCCACACUUCUCCGAUCCACCGCCGCGCCUUCAACGCCGUCGUUUCGACCUCUCUCUCCAAACCUCUCUUCACUCCCACCUCCCUCCGCUUCCUAUGCCUCCGCCCCCAAUUCAUCUCUCCCUCUCCCCCUCUUUCUCUGCGCAGCAUCUCGGCUCGCGCCUUCGACUCGUCUCCGUCGUCGACGGAUACCAAAGAAGACGAAUCGAAGGAGAGCGAUGGCGAGAUCGUAAAUAAAUCCAAAACAGCAGACAAGGAGUAUCCGAGCGGCGAGUUUCAGUUCGAGAAGGCGAGCGCGUGGAAGAGCUUCGUCGUCAAGCUCCGCAUGCUCAUUGCGUUCCCUUGGCAGCGCGUCAAGAAAGGCAGCGUCUUGACCAUCAAAUUGCGCGGCCAGGUAUCUGAUCAGCUGAAGAGUCGAUUUUCGAGUGGACUUUCGCUGCCUCAACUUUGUGAGAAUUUGAUUAAAGCAGCUUACGAUCCUCGAAUUUCCGGUGUCUAUCUCCAAAUUGAAAGCUUGAAUUGUGGUUGGGGCAAAGUCGAAGAAAUCCGAAGACAUAUCUUGGAUUUCAAGAAAUCAGGUAAAUUUGUUGUGGCCUAUGUACCGGCUUGCGGAGAGAAAGAGUAUUACCUUGCUAGUGCGUGCCAAGAGAUAUAUGCACCUCCAAGUGCUUAUUUUUCUUUGUUUGGUCUAACCGUUCAGGCCUCAUUCAUAAGAGGUGUUCUUGAGAAAGUUGGAAUCGAGCCACAAGUGGAAAGGAUUGGUAAAUACAAAAGUGCCGGUGAUCAACUUGCACGCAAAACCAUGUCCAAAGAGAAUUGUGAGAUGCUGACAGCAUUGCUUGAUAAUAUAUAUGGGAAUUGGCUGGAUGUGAUUUCUUCCACGAGAGGAAAGAAAAGAGAAGAUAUCGAGAAUUUUAUUAAUGAAGGAGUCUACCAAGUAGAAAAAUUGAAACAAGAAGGCUGGAUCACAAACAUACAUUAUGAUGACGAGGUUAUUUCAAUGUUGAAGGAAAGACUUGGAGUACAAAAAGAAAAAACUCUUCCUAUGGUUGAUUACAAAAAGUACUCAAGGGUUCGGCAAUGGACUGUUGGAUUAUCAGGCGGUAAAGACAAGAUAGCCAUAAUUAGAGCAUCAGGCAGCAUUACUCGUGUACGAGGCGGUUUAAGUCUUCCCGGUUCUAGUAUUAUUGGGGAACAGUUCAUUGAGAAGAUUCGCAGUGUGAGAGAAUCAAAAAGAUAUAAGGCCGCAAUCAUCCGAAUUGACAGCCCUGGAGGUGAUGCUCUUGCUUCUGAUUUGAUGUGGAGGGAAAUCAGACUUUUGGCUGCAUCAAAACCUGUCAUUGCAUCGAUGUCUGAUGUGGCAGCAAGUGGAGGAUACUAUAUGGCAAUGGCAGCAGACACCAUUGUUGCAGAAAAUCUAACCUUAACUGGUUCCAUUGGAGUUGUGACAGGAAAGUUUAACCUGGGAAAACUGUAUGAGAGGAUUGGCUUCAACAAAGAAAUCAUAUCAAGGGGAAAAUAUGCUGAAGUUCUUGCAGCUGAACAACGACCCUUCAGACCAGAAGAAGCUGAACUGUUUGCUAAGUCUGCACAGAAUGCAUAUAAGCAAUUUCGAGACAAGGCAGCUUUUUCCAGAUCGAUGACUGUAGAUAAAAUGGAGGAGGUUGCACAAGGAAGAGUUUGGACUGGUAACGAUGCAGCAUCACGAGGUUUAGUUGAUGCUAUUGGCGGAUUUUCUCGUGCUGUCGCAAUAGCAAAGCUCAAGGCAAAUAUACCCCAAGACAGACAGGUUGCGCUCGUGGAGCUCGCAAGACCUUCCCCGACGCUGCCAGAACUUUUAAGUGGCAUAGGGGCUACAUUGGUUGGAGUGGAUAGAACAAUGAAGGAAGUGCUGCAGGAGUUGACGUUUUCCGACGGAGUCCAAGCCCGAAUGGACGGAAUCAUGUUUCAGAGACUGGAGGGAGCUUCUCAGGCCAACCCCAUCUUCUCUUUGUUGAAAGAUUACUUUGGUUCCCUCUAAAACCGUAUUAUUAGCUUUCCCGUUUAUUUUUCUUCUGGGAGGGCUAAAAUUCCAUUUUUGCUAUAUCUUGUGGUCAUAUUUAUCGGAAGUGGAAGUUUUUUUUUUUUUUUUUUUGUUGUGGAGUAUUCUGUAAGCAAAUUGUACAUCUACCACAGGAUCAAGCAAUACCAAAAUAUUCGACGACUGCA